AUGGGAGAGGGUGGGGUUAAGAGCACCCUGACCAAACACGAUGCUUUCCCCCUAUUCAGGCCCCUGCCACCCAGCCCCACACCCCCCAGCAUAUGCAAACCAGGGCCACCAACGGUCCGUGUGUUUCAUGUCGAGCCCUGUCAGGUAUGCCUUCUUUGGGGAGAUCUGUGGGGUCCUGUGAGCAACAUCCCAUAUUUUCAAUGUGUUUGCCGCCGGGACUGUCUGAUGUUGUCUAUCCAGGUGUAUCUGUUUGGUGUUCCACAUCAAUGCGUGAAGGGGGUAUCCUAUGCUAUCUUUAUCCAGCGCUAUCCAGAGUUUUUGUUUUGGGUGGGAAUGCCAUUCUAGUGCCCUUUGGAGGACCGCUACCUGAUGGUAUCUGCGGAAGUCCGGGAGAGCUAACCCACCACGUUGUCUCGGGAGGCACAUGAGAUCGUGUCUGAUACGUGGUGUUUUGUUGUGCCAUAGGUAUCGUAUGAUCAUCGAACAUAGGGAUGCAAAAUAUGACAUAGGUAGUGCCAGUGGGAUCAUCUGAAAUAGAUACAGGAGCCGUGGUAGAAUGUUCAUUUUGAAGACCGCUAUGCGGCAGAGCCAAGAGAUGUGUGGGUAACUCCACUUCAUGAGAUCUUGUUUUAUUUUGUGUAGAGGUUGUAGGAAAUUCUUCUGGUAGAGGUCCAGGUGGUCAGCCGUUAUAAAAAUUCCUAGGUAUUGCAUGUGUGAGGGGCACCAAUGGAAGGGAAGCCGGGGUUUUCAGUCUCUGUGGUGGACAGGGAGACGCCAAUUACCUUGCAUUUGGAGAGGUUAAGCCAAUGAUCCAUACGUGUCUAUCAGUUUAAGUAAGUUCAGCGAGGUUGAGCUCGGGUUGGUGACGAAAAACAUCAGGUCAUCAGCAUAUGCCGCCACUUUGUGAGUCUUGCCAUGCCAAUGGAAGCCCUCAAUAUUUCCGUUGCGUCUCACUACCUCCAGUAGAGGCUCCAGAGAUAAUGCGAAUAGGAGCUGCUUAAGUGGGCAGCCCUGACGGGUGCCAUUAAAUAUUGCAAAGCUAUCCAUCAAGGCUCCAUUUGUCAGGAUUACAGUUGAUCCAGCACGCAGAAUAGUAUCACACCUAGGACAAAGGAUAACAUCUAACUGGACCUUAGAAUGGCCGGACUUAACGUACCAGAGAAUAGUUAAAAUACUAGCCGAGGUCAGGGACACAGAACGAGACACAGCGAUAAGGAAAAGUCAAUAGUCAAGGAUACCAGAAGUCAGGGAAGUCAAAGUAAAAAACCAGAAACAUGCGAUCAGGAACACACUCUCGGAUAACGAUCUAAGGAAACCACGACAGGGCAAUGAGCUUAAGGAAUAAGUGAGUUUAAAUAACCCUCUUGCAGAUCUGAUUGGCCGUACCUAGCCUUUGACCCCAAAACGUUUGUGUAUUUCUUUUGCGUGACGUCACCGUAACAUUAACAUUGUCUUUUCCAUGGAUGGAUAUGGGGCUAUAUAAUAUAUAUAUGGGCCUGCAGCAUCCGGUGUCCACCAACAUGUCGUAAAAGCCAUGCAUCGUGGCAGAGGACCGCCGAGUGGCAUUCCCCUUAAUCUUAGAAAGAUAAUUAUCUCCGUGUUUGUCACAUGGAGACGAAGGAUACGUGACACGAUUGACCCAUACUCGCACAUUCAGUGAGUCAUACAAGGCACCUAACCAGUCUAUCCACUUGGCCCCAAAGCCGUAGUGCAUGCAUGAGGAAGUGCCAGUCCACCCGGUCAAACUCUUUCUCCACAUCUGUGGAGAGGAGAAGCAAGGGCACCCCGGUUCUGCACGCGAGGUGUUGGAUGGAGAGCACCCGCAGCAUGCUGCCUCGCACCUCCCUGUCCGGGAUAAACCUCAUUUGAUCCAUGUGAACUAGGUCAGGGAGCCUUGAGCCCAGCCAAACCGUGAGAACCUUUGCUAGGAGUUUGAUGUUGACAUGGAGUAGCGAAAUUGGCUUAUAACUUCCACAGGAUUCCGGGUCCUUUCCUGGUUUGGGCAACAUGGUAAUGGUAGCCAAGAGGGACUCCCUGUGAAACCGGCACCCAGAGAUUAAUUUAUUAAGAGCCUUAGUGAGUUUUGUAGUAAUCCAGUGUCAAACCAUCUGGUCCUGGAACGCAACCUUUCUUAGAGGCCUUGAUUUCCCUUUGAAGUUUGUCUUCUGUUAUCAGGGAUUUGAGCACAGCGACAUCGUCUGCAUGGAGUGCGGAAGUGACAACACUUGCCAGGAAGCGUUCCCGACCCUCUUCCGUUCCCAACCACCAUCAGAGUCGUACCCUUCUGGUCAGGUUGUUAUAGAGGGAGCAAUAAAAGGUGCGAAAUACCGCCGCAAUUUCCUCUGGGAUUUGAGUAGCCUGACGUGA
Pelobates cultripes (western spadefoot toad) is the source of this 2367-nucleotide messenger RNA. NCBI's taxonomy places the organism in Eukaryota, Metazoa, Chordata, Amphibia, Anura, Pelobatidae. The record is from the annotation of a GenBank genome assembly.